UUCAAGACGAAAACGGAGUUUACAUGCUACCAAAAUACAUCUGACUUGAGUAAUCCAAGACUGGCUGCACAAAGAAUGUUGGUUAUGGACUGCGAUGGUAUUCAAAGUGUGGGAAAAUCUUGGGAAACUAAGAUUGUUACAGAACUACGGUAGCCAAUUCAUGGUAGGCGUCCUGGACAAAGAAACCAAUGAGAUGACCCUAAGACCAUCUGCUCUGAUAAAUCUUAAACCCUACGUUAAAAGCUUUGAGGAGGAGGACAGAGAGAAGGAGAAGGAGUUGAGCUACGGAGAAAAGUACAAAGCGCUUGCAAUGAAGUUUGGAGCUAGCCGCAUUCAGAAGACUAUCAAAGGUAAAGACAGGGUGCGGGAGAUGGAGGUGAAUACACUGGAUGAGGCAAUGCAAGAAGCGGUGGUAUCAGUAGAUACAGCUAACCUAACACAACAAGCUGAUCUCACUACCAACGAUAUCUUACCUCCUAUCAAUACUGACGCUAAGGAUCUAAGUGAUGUGUUCCUGAUAACAGAUCUGAUAUCAGAGGCUGAGAUAGCAGCGCUGUUGCCCUUCACAACUGUUCUUAGAGAAUGUACUCAAGUUCAUGUUAACGCAUGGAGGGAACAGAACAAGUAUCCUGAUUUCAUGCUGUCCCGACUACCAAUAGUAAUGGAGGAUGACCACAUGGCUCACUUGUACCUCUCCGAGCUCCUCUACAUAUCUUAUCUUAUUACUCUGUUGAAACUUCCUCUUAAGUCGAUCGGGAGCAAGAAAACAAGCUUCCCUAAUACCCCCUCUGUUGUGACAGAAAGUAUGUACAAGAAGUUCACCUCACUCGGCCAGCGAGACGGGAAACUGCGAACAUCCAUGUCAGACAAACAACGCAAUAAAUUAAUAGCGCACAUCUUAGCACUGACCCUAGUAGUAGACAAAUACUGUGUGAGAUACAGUGAACUGUGUAAAGACACAGGGGUUAAGUCACGUGUGCUAAGUGACACGUACAGGAGUAUGGGGUGCAGUAUCAGCAAGUUAAAAGGGGACCAGAAUAAGGGACUGAUGUUGGCUGUGUUGAAGUUACCUGUCAAGUUACCACCGCUUGUCCUGCGGAAAGGGGGCAAAAAACGCGAUUAGGAGUUUUAUUUGUUGUUUUACUUUUAUUAGGUGGUUUUAGCUUUUCGUUACAGCAGUCUCUUAAAUUAUAUAUAAUUUAUUAAUUUGAUCAUUUUAAAGUUUUUUUU
Messenger RNA from Bolinopsis microptera, 1230 nucleotides. Its product is annotated as DNA-directed RNA polymerase I subunit RPA49-like. Gene Ontology annotation, biological process: transcription elongation by RNA polymerase I; RNA polymerase I preinitiation complex assembly; DNA-templated transcription. The transcript has 6 exons. Gene Ontology annotation, molecular function: DNA binding. The record is from RefSeq and is a predicted model, not a curated record. The coding region runs from base 95 to 1123 and encodes 342 amino acids. Lineage: Eukaryota; Metazoa; Ctenophora; Tentaculata; Lobata; Bolinopsidae. Gene Ontology annotation, cellular component: RNA polymerase I complex.